AUGUCGCAAGAACACAGAGAGACACCUACUAUGUAUAAUUCUGAACCUCUUAUGGCCGAUCUGUUGGAGAGCUCCGCUAGGCGCUACUCGAACUCUUUGGACCUACCUGUGGCUUUGCCAGACUCAGACAUUGCUUCAAUGCCUCUUUCCCAAUCUCAACCAGCCCCGCUGCCUGGACUCGUUGAAUCGCCAGACCCAUUCUUAGGCGAGACUCUCCCCGGGAAUCAGCCAGAAACUGCAGUUCCCCUCUAUGUACCUGAUUAUCUUCAGUUCCCCAUACAGAACCAGAUGAUCUAUUCGAAUCCCGGCCACCCAAUCCCAAAUGCAGAUUUCCCUGCCUGGUUAGAACUGUCAACUGCAGAAGUCGUCAGCCGUCAAUUUGCAGCACAAUCAAUCCCGUCUCCGGAAACACGCAUUCACACCCUACGGUCUCGAGACCUCGUUGAACGCUUCUUUGACCUCCCGGAAACACAGCAGAGGUAUAUCAUCGGUAGGGCUCUUGGAUCCCAAGAGGCAUCCAUUCUGGAGUUGAACCAAAUGGAUCAGUCGGUGCUGGAAGCGUGCGUCUCAUUGGCCGAAAUGUCAAUCGAAGCGCCGCACUCCAAAUCUCCCCAAAGCUCUCUGGAUAACGUGGUAGCUGCCUUACUCACACGCGUUCCUUACCCUCGAGCAACAGGCUCGAGUCGGGGGAGUCGCAAUGGGUGUCAGCAAUGGGAUUGCAACUGGCCAAACUGUACAUACAACAACAAGCGCCAUCCCAAUGCGGUCAACCACGUUUACACGCACUGCGUACUCUUCCGCUAUGCUAUGAGCGUUUCCAAUCGUGAGCUCAUACCGUCUCCCAGACUGAGGAGCAAAUCUCUGGUACGCGGUUUGCCCACGCAGGAGCUCCGUGUCGCAUCGUUGAUCUAUUGGAAUCCAGAGUUCAAGGAGGCCUUUUCGUUGUUCGACAAAGAUGGAGAUGGAACAAUCACAACUCGUGAACUUGGAACUGUAAUGCGAUCUUUGGGACAGAACCCCACCGAAGCCGAGCUCCAAGACAUGAUCAACGAAGUUGAUGCGGACAGUAACGGCACAGUCGACUUUCCAGAGUUCCUCACCAUGAUGGCACGAAAGAUGAAGGAUACCGACUCGGAAGAGGAGAUCAAAGAGGCCUUUAAAGUCUUUGACAAGGAUGGAAAUGGAUAUAUCUCGAGUGCUGAGCUGCGACAUGUCAUGCUGAACCUCGGAGAGAAACUUACCGACUCGGAGGUCGAUGAAAUGAUUCGGGAAGCAGAUGUUGACGGUGAUGGUCAAAUUAACUACGAAGAAUUCGUCAAGGAGGCGUUUGCUCUCUUCGACAAGGAUGGCGAUGGAACUAUCACCACGAAGGAACUCGGAACCGUGAUGCGCUCUCUCGGCCAAAACCCAUCAGAUUCUGAACUUCAGGACAUGAUCAACGAGGUCGACGCCGACGGAAAUGGAACGAUAGAUUUCAAAGAGUUUCUGACGAUGAUGGCCAAGAAGCUCAAGGAUGGUGAUCGGGAGGAGGAGAUUCGCCAGGCGUUCAAAGUAUUUGACAAGAACGGCGACGGAUUUGUGACUCUCUCUGAGUUGGGCCAGGUUAUGGAGAACCUCGGCGAGAAAUUGUCAAAGGCAGAAUUGUCGGAGAUGAUGAAAGAGGCGGACACCAAUGGAGACGGAAAAAUUGAUUAUGCCGAAUUUGUCAAGAUGAUGCUAGGCGACAAGUAG
Molecule: messenger RNA, 1731 nt
Organism: Serendipita indica DSM 11827
Lineage: Eukaryota; Fungi; Basidiomycota; Agaricomycetes; Sebacinales; Serendipitaceae
Source: the annotation of a GenBank genome assembly